AACCUCUAUAAGGUCUCUUCACAACCUCCUAUGUUCCAGUGAAAAAAGUCGCAGCCUAUCCAUCCUAUUUUCAUAUCUCAAUUCCUGGCAAUACCUAGGUAAAUCUUUUUGAACCCUCUCCAGCUUAAUAAUAUCCUUCCAAUUGUCAGACAACCAGAACUGCGCAUGGUAAUACGUAAGAAGUCUCCCCAUGUCCUGUACAAUCUCAACAUGAUGUCCCAACUCCUUUAUUCAAAGGUGUGAGCUGUGAAGACAGCUGUGCUAAAUGCCUUAACCACCUUGUCUGCCUGUGAUGCCAAUUUUAAGGCAUUAUGUACCUGAACCCCUAGGUUUCUCUGUUCUACAACACUACCCAAGGCCCUACCAUUAAUUGUAUAUGUCCUGCCCUUGUUUGUUUUACCAAAAUGCAACAUGUUGCAUUUAUCCAAAUUAAAUUCCAUCUGCCACUUCUUGGCCCAUUGACCCAAUUGAUCAAUACCUCUUUGUAAUCUUAGAUAACCCUCAUUCCUGUCCAGUACAUACCUAUAGCUUUCUCUAUUCCAGUGGAAAUGUUUGCUGUAGCUGAGAAUUUAUGAUGGACUGGGGCCUUUUCAGGAGAGCCCAUGCUCGAUCAAUCGCAAAUAAAUGGAAAAAAGAGAGGUUGGAAGGUCGAAGCAAUGAAGAUGAAAAGGCAUUGCAAAUGCAAACUGUUCCAGUUCUAUCGCGUGAAGUGAGUGACCCAGACACACUUGAUUUGUUAGUUAUGACUACAGAACCAACUCUGUCAACUUCAUCCAGUACAAUAGCUGAAGCUGAUAAGGUAGCUAUAUUUUCUUGUAGUCCCUAUAUUGACUCUACAUCAGAAUCAAUUACACCAACUGUUCAAUCUUUACCGAAUAUGGCAGUGAAUCCCUUUGAGUUGUUGCAAAUAGACGAAGGCAGAUCUCCUCAAUCUGCACUAAUGGAGCCAUCUCUAUUGCCGUUUGAAAAUGUUGCAGCCGUUGAAACUGUUCCACUUACACCGAUGUUGACAUCAGUUGAAACUGGAACAACAGGUGGAGUUUUGCCAACAGUUGAAACUUCAGAGCUUGUGUCAGCACAGAUGGGCGAGGAACUGGAACCAGCAUCGAUAGAAAUUGUGCAUCCAGCUGCUCAAGAUAUUGAAACGCUGAAAUCUUUCCAGCUAAAACCUUCAACAUCAGUCUCUUCUACUCCAGCAAUGUCAGUUUUUGAUAAUAUUGCAACUGCUUCAGCUGUGGUAUCAACUAAUCGAACAUUAUCUCUCACCAAUGUGUUUCCUGCAACAUCUUCCAUAUUACUAGCAGCAACAACUGAAACUUUGACAAAACUGUCUGGCUUUGAAACACUGUUGACGAUGCCUUCUGUUGUCCUUGUACCAGUUAUGUCAACUCUACCAGUUGUGAAAAAUCAUGCAGCUAUGUCCACUGGGCCAGUAAUUGCUUCUGUAGAAACAGUUGUGCCUGCACUGCCUGACCCCUCAGAAGUACAAGGUGAACACUCAUACUACAAAAGUGACCUCACCAUACACCAGCUUGAAAUAAUUAUUGCAAACCUGCAAAAAAAAGUGAAAGUUAUACAGCAACGCGAGAGGAGGAAUUCAGCCCGGCUGAAAGCCAUGGAAAAUCUUGUGGACCAACUUAAAAACAGAAAUAUUCUUUCCAAGGAGAAGCUGAAAAUAAUGGAGAUGACUUGCUCACAGACAAACGAUCAAAUGAUUCAUCCCUCCAGUACUGUCACAGUUGUUUGUGAAGACAAUGGCAAUAUAAUUUAUGCACUUCAACAAUCACCAAAUGAUAAUGGUGACAUGCUUUGAUGGACAUGUUCAGCUUCAUGGAGCACAAGCAAGUCCACUGUUCCUGUAACUUACUGUAUGUUUGUGGAACAACUUUGUAAUUUUUCAUUUAAAUGAAAAUAUUAAA
This is a messenger RNA of Stegostoma tigrinum, 1919 nucleotides long. RefSeq names its product THAP domain-containing protein 5-like. The coding region runs from base 572 to 1813 and encodes 413 amino acids. NCBI's taxonomy places the organism in Eukaryota, Metazoa, Chordata, Chondrichthyes, Orectolobiformes, Stegostomatidae. The record is from RefSeq and is a predicted model, not a curated record. The transcript has 3 exons.